AGUAGAGGCAACGGCGUCAGAACGGAAGGAACUGAGACAGUGGUCAUCCAGCUCGUAACUUUGAAGUCGUGAAGUGGAAUCCAUCCUUAUAAUUGAGGAUAAAAACAACAACACAUGUACUAGAUCGUAUCAAUUUCGUUUAUAGAAGAAAAGCAGAAUACAGAAGGAUUACUAAAAGAUAGAUGACAAUGAGAAAUAUAAGGAGUUAGGAAUAACAAAACGAUUAAUCAAAGGAGUUUGUACAGGAAUCUUCCCAGGCGGUCAUGACGUCACUACCGAAAGUAAUGCUGACGGCUGGUGUGCUGAUGGCGCUGGCGGCCGCGUGCGUGAGCCAGGAGGUUCCCGGCCUGGCCUACAUGGAGAUCUUGAAGACGGUCCCUCGUGGAGACGGCUCCAUGACGCCCUUGGAGGUCAAGGCGGACGAGGCCAGCGUCCGCUACGACGUCAUGCUCGACUACGACUUCUAUCCGUUCGAGGAGGGUUCUCAGGGGGAACAUCCCGAGGAGGAUCUGCCUGAAGGGAAGGAGUCGCUGGUCUCGACGGCCCUCGAGCGUCCUCCGUCGAUUGGCACCACACCAGUGAUCAGUUCGGAGAGGAGAGAGAAUGCGUCAUUCGUCACGACGAGGGGCUCCCUGGAAGGCCCUGUGGAUCCGUCGAAGAAAGUGGAAUUCCAUCCGUCAGAUACUCAGUCUCAGACGAGGAAAGAGGAAGAGGAAGAAGGUCUUCGUAGCGUGACUUUGAGAUCACGUAGUUCACACGAGACAGCUGAAGGCGCUGCAUCCCAAACUACUGAAGAAUCAGUGCAGUUUGUGAAGACAGUGCGUGCUUCCCCGCACUCAAAUGAAGCAGGAAGGGAGGAACACUCCUCCAAAGGAUCUGCUGAAAUCCCUUUGAUGAGAAGUAGACAGACUUCACUGCAAUACAUCUAUCCCAGAUCUUAUCUUCUAUCUGACUACCUGUCGUACAUGUACAGCCCCACGGGGGGUAAGUAUGCAACUGGGCAAUAUCCAGCUAGUGCUUAUCUCCACAGUGGAAAUCCAGAAAGGUACCAUCCAGUUGACGAAUAUCCCCCAUCCUAUUAUCCAGCUGCAUCCUAUUCAAAUGGAUAUUCAGCACCUUCCUAUCCACUUAGAGGAUACCCUACAGGCUAUUAUCCUACAGGUAGCUAUCCCUCCUACAGUAUCCCGAGGGCAGGCUACAUCAAUCAGUAUGACACAGCGGAUACUGGGUCUGGCUACAAUUACCCAGGUGAAAAUGAUUCAUCGAGAAGGUACAUCUCAGGACUCACAGGGGAUAACAUACCCUAUGAGGAUUCUAUUGAAAGGCCAUUAAGUAGAGAAUCGUACGCUCAGAACGAAUCGUUUUGGGAAAAUCAAAAUGCUGUUAUCAAUGUCAAGCUUAACGUUAGUGAGGAAGUUCAGUCUCCAACAUCUUCACGUCGUCAGCCAUCCUAUGCAUCAAACAGCUAUGUUGUUCGUGACAAAAAUUCUCGGACUCCACGCCGGCAGACUGGUUACAAAGUGAAGCUAGAAAAUACUCCUAGAAAUCAACCCGAAGCAACUGUGAGAGCCCCGCUAAAACUACCGGCCGGAGUCAAGAAGGACGUCGCUGCUGUCAGGUACUACACCGGCCUUCAGAGGGAAAUUGAGAGGUCGGACUUGUUGAGCGAUGCAAUCAAAGACGUAAGGACCAGAGAUGGAAAGUCUGUAAAGAGCUUCCGAUGGUCUACCACAACCACCACUGUUACCCCUGUUCCUGACAUGGGGAAGAUAAAGAGGAGUUUCGGCACGCACCCGCUCUACAGCAGUCUCCCCCGCUCAUCCUCACCCGAGAUUGGGGUAGGGCCAAUAAUCCAUAAAGAGAAAUAUGAUGAUGAGGAAGACGAGUACGACAAUCUAUACCUUCCAGUAAGGGCAAAGUCUUUAGAACUCGAAGAAAUCCGUGAGGUUAAAAAGCAUUUUAAUAUCCUUGUACCAAAGGCGGCUUACAAGCCAACACCAUUUUCUGAAACUCCACCUUAUCCUGGGCAAGGGAUUUACAUUCCUCCAGUAACCACCUUUAAGCCAUACGAAAUUCCAAAGUAUAACAAGAAGUUAAAACCUUCGUCAGUGCCAGGAGAGGGGUAUGACUCUGGCAGUCAGCUCGAGUUCCCUGUCAGAAAGGACUCUUCUUACCGCUAUCAGAGGCCUUCUACAUAUAGUGAUUCUCUCAAGUAUUAUCGUCCACACGACUCCAGUGUGUACAGAACCGUCACUCCUGAGCCGUACUACCACCCUACUUACAAGCCAUAUGUACUGUCUACUCCUAGACCUUAUCACCCUCUUACAUCCAGACCUAAAGUUCAGCCUAUUGAUGACCCCUAUGUUCCCCCUAUCCCAAAGUUUCACAAUCCCCUGACAUCCAGACCACAUGUCUCACCAACACCCAAAUCUUGGCUUCCUCCUACAAAAUAUAUUUCUCCCAGUCCCAAAGUGGUCCUUACCUCCAGACCUAAAAUCACUGUCACUGCCAGGCCUAAAGUGAUCCUCAGUUCCAGACCUAAAAUCACUUUGACUUCAAAACCCAAACCUAAGGCCGCUGCCAUUCCCAGACCCUAUCCGAGACCCUCACUUACUCCUUAUCCGCGACUCUCCUCAACCUCCAAACCCCGAGCAAUCAGGUUUCCUAAGUCCCUUGAUCCUCCAGGCUCUCAAAGUCCAGUUGAGGACCACUCAAAGUCGCCGCCCUCUUUCACCUCUCGAGACAAAGCUCCGCACUCCAGAGGUCAUGCUCGAGUGCCGUCCUCCAUCCUUCGUGAACAAGGCCAGGGUUCUCCAGUCAAGGAGAAGUUCCGCGAAAAGAGACGGCCAGACAUGGAGACUCAGAUCGACUCAUCCAUCAAGUUUCCCAAAUACGGUUAUAACAUAGAUCAUUACUUCGAAGAUUUUCCAGCUUUCGGAUAUUUUAACUUAAAUCGAAAGAGUCGUUAGUUUAUUUUCUUAUAAAAAAGAAGAUAUUGGAGUAACAUAUUUAACUUACACGACUAUGUUCUCGAUGUUUAUCAGUAAUUAUUUAUUGCAAAUGCCAAAUAUAAGCCCCCGCCCCCUUAAAAAAAUUAGACUAACCAUAACGAAAUACUAAACAUUGUGACAUUAUGACAUGCCCUCCGGUAUUGCAAAGUUUCAACUGUUUGUUGAUUUUCUUGAUAUUAUUAGUCAAGGUCGUUAUCUAAUGGCAGGUUCCACAACUUAUUUAUUUUAGAUAUUAGAUUUAAUAUACUACGUCAUUUGAAAUUAGUCUUGAGAGGCCAUUUGAGAUUGAUUUUGAGAUGAUUUUUCUCCUCAUUAUACAGAGUCUCAGGCGAGAGACUGUCACAGAGGAUCCCUCGUGACCCUUGACCUUUGCUCCCAUCAGAUGGACGUUGAAGGACGUUUGCUAUUAUUAACGGUUAAUAUUGCAUCCGUAGUUAUGUGUUUGUAUGUAAAGAUGUAAUGGUGUAUGUUUGUCUGUUUGCGAGUUGAAUAUAUGAUCUGCUUGCUGUUAAGUUAUUAGUUCUGUAUGACCAUUACAUUUGAAUUUCUUGUGUUUGGUUGCAAUAAUAAUCGCAGUUUUUU
Molecule: messenger RNA, 3593 nt
Organism: Penaeus monodon (black tiger shrimp)
Lineage: Eukaryota; Metazoa; Arthropoda; Malacostraca; Decapoda; Penaeidae
Product: adhesive plaque matrix protein-like
Exons: 2
Coding region: 264-2969 (901 amino acids)
Source: RefSeq, a predicted model, not a curated record